GACUGAGUGAGAAACACCAUCUCUCUGCCUGACUCUUCAUACCAGUGUGGGCUUCUGUGUAGGUUGCAAUACGACAUUUGUUACUAGAGAUUUAAGAGCUGUGGCAAGAAAGAAAAGGCGUGAAGCGUGGGGGGGAAAGGGUAACGGUGAUAGCUAGAAAAUAACCUAAUUUGCUCAAGUGAAGAGAUACCACACAGGGAUUUUCUAAGUGCCUCCAAUUUGCACAGGCUGGCGUGCAGAGACAUGGAUGUCUUCAUGGACAAGGAUUUCAGUAUGACUGGCAACACAAGUCAUGAAACAUCACGAGCAAGAAUAGAAGGAAACAAAGACCAAGGACUCAACCACAGCGACCCCUUGGACAUGUUCAUAGGCAUAGAGCUCCUUCAGCGAUACAAGCCUCUCUUCCUGCCUCUGUACUGCCUUGUAGUGGUAGUAGCUGUUGUUGGAAACUCCUUCCUUUUGGCUUGCAUCCUGGCUGACAAGAAACUCCACAAUGCCACCAACUUUUUCAUCGGUAACUUAGCAGCAGGUGACCUGUUGAUGUGUUUGACUUGUGUUCCGCUGACAGUGUCUUACGCCUUCGACAGCCAUGGCUGGGCUUUUGGAAGACCUUUCUGCCAUUUGGUUCCCUUGCUGCAGUGUGCCACAGUCUUUGCAUCAGUGCUUUCACUUACUGCUAUUGCUGUGGACCGCUAUAUUGUUGUAGCUCAUCCAGUACGGAGGAGGAUUUCUGUGUGGGGUUGCGGUGCAGUGACUUUGGGUGUCUGGCUUUUAUCUUUGGCCCUGGCCGCACCUCCAUCGUACUACACAGACUACCUGGACCUGCGGCCCACGGGCAUUGACCUGGUAGUGUGUGAAGAAUUCUGGCCAAAUAGUGGCAAUCUGCGGCUUCUCUACUCUUGCUUCAUUUUAAUAACCUCGUAUAUGAUCCCACUGCUGUCAGUUAGCGUAUCCUACUGUGCCAUUACUAUCAGUUUGAAGCGCUAUUCAGUGCCUGGGGAGCCAUCAAACAGUCAGCAGCGCUGGAGCCAAAGGAGGAAGAAGACGUUCUCUCUGCUGGUGGCCUCAGUGCUGGCCUUUGCCCUGUGUUGGCUGCCUCUCCAGGUGCUGAACCUGUUGCUGGACUUGGACCCGGACUUCCAUAUUAUGGGCAAGCGCUACAUAAAUGUCUUACAAGUAUGUUGCCACUUAGUGGCUAUGAGUUCUGCAUGUUACAACCCUUUCAUUUAUGCCUCACUGCACAGCAAGGUGCGAAUGCACCUCAAAGGUUAUCUCUGUCCUUGCCAUAACCACCAGAGAAGGAUGGUGGAGAGAUCCAGUUGAACCCACAAUGCGACUGUAGCAGCUCUUGAUAUGCAGAGCCCAUUCUUAUCCGCAAGCUAGCACCUGCACCCCAGCAUGAGCGUUAAUGUCUGAGACAUCCAGGAGAAUACAAUGAGGCUGUUCAAAAUUUAUUUAAACCAUUUUCUUCAUGCUUUACCAGCAUGUUGUGACGUCAUGGCAUUUAGUCCUUUCUUGUAGCAUCU
Pundamilia nyererei is the source of this 1526-nucleotide messenger RNA. Its product is annotated as prolactin-releasing peptide receptor. The transcript has 4 exons. Lineage: Eukaryota; Metazoa; Chordata; Actinopteri; Cichliformes; Cichlidae. The record is from RefSeq and is a predicted model, not a curated record. Gene Ontology annotation, molecular function: neuropeptide binding; neuropeptide Y receptor activity. Gene Ontology annotation, cellular component: neuron projection; plasma membrane. Gene Ontology annotation, biological process: G protein-coupled receptor signaling pathway. The coding region runs from base 244 to 1323 and encodes 359 amino acids.